AUGCGGGUGCCUGAGAAUGAGGAUAGGCGCGUCGCUCUGGACAUUGCAACCCACGCCUUUGAGGUUCUCCGUACCGCAAACCAGCAGUAUAAAGGAGUGGACUUCUUCGCCAUCGAGGCGAGGCUGCCAGCUGACGGUCUGUCUGCCACUGAGAACUGGUGCGGGGACUACCAGAACCUCUGUGCUGGGUACGGACUGAGGCCGACGGGCUGUGGGGAGACUCAUGCAGUCCAGGGUGUUCAACACAGCGACCCCGGCGCCAUCCGCUGCGUGAGUGAGUACGACUCCGACCCCUACAUCAACAACGUGCUGAGCUGUAGCUCGUCAGUAGCUGUAGCUGAGGUGGCGAACUUGGCUUUCUCAGCCGGGGCUACAUCGUUCAGGAGUUUCGGCUUUCUCAGGUGUGACACCGGGGACUGCAAACGUGGGAUACGCGAGAGUUUUGGGAGCCUGUACAACACAUAUGAUGCCUUUCCUGGAGACGGGAGCGGGGGCAGGAUUGUGUACACCGUAUGCGCAACCUCAGUGGACAUACAUGUAGAUGCCUGUCUGGCCAAUCCGUGUGAUGCCCAGGCCACCUGUACAGAUAAACCUGCCCCUGCCCUGGAUGCAACUUGCACCUGCAACACUGGAUAUACAGGAGACGGUCUCACUAGUGGAACUGGAUGUGCAGACAUCGAUGCCUGUCUGGCCAAUCCGUGUGACGCCCGGGCCACCUGUACGGAUAACCCUGCCCCCGCCCUAGAUGCCACUUGUACCUGCAACACUGGAUAUACAGGAGACGGUCUCAGUAGUGGAACUGGAUGUACAGACAUAGAUGCCUGUCUGGCCAAUCCGUGUGAUGCCCAGGCCACCUGUACGGAUAAACCUGCCCCUGCCUUAGAUGCAACCUGCACCUGCAACACUGGAUAUACAGGAGACGGUCUCAGUAGUGGAACUGGAUGUGCAGUAUUGUCGUCAUCAGCAACCCACGCCUUUGAAGUCCUCCGUACCGCAAACCAGACGUAUAAAGGAGUAGACUUCUUCGCCAUCGAGGCGAGGCUGCCGGCUGACGGUCUGUCUGCCACUGAGAACUGGUGCAGGGACUACCAGAACCUCUGUGCUGGGUAUGGACUGAGGCCAACGGGCUGUGGGGAGAAUAAUGCAGUCCAGGGUGGGACAGGCAGCGACCCCGUGUACAUCCGCUGCGUGAGUGAGUACGACUCCGACCCCUACAUCAACAACGUGCUCGGCUGUCUCCCGUCUGUCGGCGUAUUUGUUGUGGCGAACUUGGCUUUCUCAGCCGGGGCUACAGUGGACAGGAGUUUCGGCUUUUACAGGUGUUACGCCGAGAACUGCCGACGUGGGAUAGGCGGGAGUUACUGGAGCCUGCACAGGACAACAGCGGCCUUUCCUGGAGACGGGAGCGGAGACAGGAUUGUGUACACCGUGUGCGCAGGUUCAGCGGUUUUCUUCUUUAUCUAUGCACCAAGUGUACUCAAAUAG
Branchiostoma floridae (Florida lancelet) is the source of this 1485-nucleotide messenger RNA. Its product is annotated as neurogenic locus notch homolog protein 3-like. Gene Ontology annotation, molecular function: calcium ion binding. The record is from RefSeq and is a predicted model, not a curated record. The coding region runs from base 1 to 1485 and encodes 494 amino acids. NCBI's taxonomy places the organism in Eukaryota, Metazoa, Chordata, Leptocardii, Amphioxiformes, Branchiostomatidae. The transcript is spliced from 9 exons.